AUGUUGAGCAAGGAAGUAUUGCUGUCUCGCUUGGAUGAAUACAUAGACCCACAUAUCCGUCUCAAGUGCAUCAUCGCUGUUGUUGCCACAUUGAGUCUGGCUAUGAUGGAACACAUUUUCUCAAUCAUCUCCAAAUUCACAGUUUUAAUGAACUGCGAGAAGAAUAUUGACCAAUUAUUAAAAGAUUAUGUAGAUAAUCACUUACCUCGGAUGUUUGAACUGGGGUCAGAAUACAAUAUGGUGGUCGGAAUACUUAUUAUGUUCACAAACCUAGUGAGUGCCAUGAAUUGGAACUACUCUCAUGUAUACAUCAUUUGUUUAAGUCUCUAUUUGACGUCUAUAAUCGAACAGGUGAAUAAGAAAUUAAUCUCAGGUGAAGGUCAGAUGCCUAUCGGUAAAAUUGAACCUUUCAAUUUGAGUUCGAAGCAGUGGCCUGCGUAUAUACGACGAGUAAAUCAGUACAUUAAAUUGAACGAAAUUGGUGACGAUUUAAAGGUGUCCAUGUUGAUAACGGUCGUCGGCGAAGAAACAUACGCGUUGAUGUGCGAUCUAUGUGCUCCGAGUUUCCCUGAAAAUAAAACUUAUGAACAAUUAAUACAAAUUGUGACGGAACAUUUGGAACUCCAGCGUUCCGAGAUCGCCGAGAGACACGUGUUUAGAUUACGACGUCAGCGUGCCGGCGAAUCGCUCACUGAGUACCUACAGGCGUUAAAGCAUCUCGCGGCUACUUGCAAUUUUGGUAAAUGCAGUUCGUGUUCAACUCUGGAGGAGAACCUGCGCGAUCAAUUCGUGUCGGGACUAUCGAACGAUGCGAUGCGUUCCAGAAUAUUCGCCGAGAAAAAAAUUCAGUACAGGGAGGCCGUGGAACUCGCGCUAGCUUUAGAGGCUGCGGAGAAGCAUGCAGAAGUGAGCGGCUCCACCGGGGCGGGGACGACGGAUUCAACGGCAGCGGCGAGCGGCGAGGCGGGCGAGGGCCUGCACUACGCGCGCGGCGGCGGCGGCUCGGCCGGCCAGCGCGCGCGGCCGCUGCGGGCUGCAGGCGCGCGGGGCGCGGGCCGCACGCUCGAGGCGCGGCCGGCCGCCGGCGCGGAGGCGCUAGGGCACCGCGGGCGCAACUGUUGGCGCUGCGGCAAGGCGCAUGCGGCAGAAAAGUGUCGGUUUAAGCAUUACAACUGUGAUGAGUGCGGCCAGCGAGGCCAUAUAAAAGUGAUGUGCAAACGUGUGUCAGGUCGGCAAAAUUUCGUAAGCGACGAGUCGGACGACGACGGUUUGUACAACAUCGACGUUACUACACGAGGUAACCAACCAUUCUUUGUUGACUUGUUAAUUGACAAUAAACUUAUUCAAUGUGAAGUGGACACGGGCAGUCGUAUUUCGGCAAUAAGCGAGGAUAUGUAUAAUCGUUUGUUCUCGCAUAAAUUAAUAAAAGCUGAUAAUUUAAUUUUACGUUGUUAUUCGGGUUCGCGAAUUCAAUCUCUGGGUUUCAUCGAGGUGGAUGUACGUCUGGGCAGAGUGUAUAAAAAAGAAUUACGAUUAUAUGUAAUUAAACAGGGAGCACGGCCUUUGUUAGGAAGAGAGUGGAUGCAUGCGUUAAACAUUACAGAAAUCCGCCUCAAUGAAAUCAGUGAGGAUGAAUUCGUGAACCAGUUAUGCAAAGAAUUCCCAGAAGUAUUUUGUGAUAAGUUAGGUACUUGUAAACAAACAAUUCGAUUACGACUCGCGGAUAACGAACCGGUUUAUGUGCGAGCGAGACCGGUGCCGCUAGCGCUGCGCGAGAGGGUUGAGAAGGAGCUAGCUCGUCUCGAGGCGGACGGCUCGAUCUACCGCGUUGAAUAUUCAGACUACGGGACCCCGAUCGUACCCGUUGUAAAAAAGAAUGGGGAAAUUCGAAUCUGUGGUGAUUACAAAAUUACAAUUAAUCCAAAAUUAAAGAGGGAUUUUUAUCCGUUACCGCGUAUUGAAGAAUUGUUUGCUAGCUUAAGGGGAGGUGAGAAAUUUACAAAGAUUGAUUUAACACACGCUUAUGAACAGUGUAUUCUUUCGGAUGAUUCACAACCGUACACCGCUAUCACUACGCAUAUGGGCACGUUUGCAUACCGGCGCACCCCGUACGGUUUAUCUUGUAUACCCGAAAAAUUUCAAAAAUUAAUGGAAGAAACCCUCCGGGGAGUGACGGGAUGUGUCGUAUUUUUAGAUGAUAUCUGUAUAACGGGUUCUAAUAAUUCGGAACAUAUGAAAAAUUUGAAAUUAGUGCUCGAACGGUUACGGGAAAUGGGGCUCACUGUUAAAUUAAGGUUUAUUAUAAAUAAGGAGGGAUUACGGCCGGAUCCAGAAAAGUUAGAAGCUAUUUCCAGUGCACCCACACCUAAUAAUGUUUCGCAACUUAAGAGUUUCCUAGGCAUGCUUAACUAUUACGGUCGAUUUAUUCCUAAUUUAAGUACUAUAUUACAACCUUUACAUAAUUUAUUAAAAAAGGACGUGAACUGGAAAUGGGAUUCAAACUGUAGGGAAGCGUUUAAUGAAGCAAAGCGAUCACUCUUAAGUGAACGGUGUUUGGCACAUUACGAGGAAGGACGCGAGUUAGUAUUAGCGGUGGAUAGUAGCGCGUACGGGCUGGGCGCUGUGCUGGCGCAUCGCUACGCGGACGGCAGCGAGCGGCCGGUAAGCUGUGUGUCGCGCACGCUUAACUCGGCUGAACGUAAUUACAGCCAACUUGACAAAGAAGCGCUCGCUAUUUUUUUCGGUGUAACGAAACACCACCAGUAUUUAUUCGGUAGACGAUUCACAUUACGCACAGAUCACCAACCACUAACAUAUAUUUUUGGCAGUAAGGGCGGUGUUCCGCAGACGGCAGCGAGCCGUUUGCAGCGAUGGGCAGCGCGUCUGGCUGCAUACGAUUUUAAGAUUGAAUUUGUUAGGUCGGCGGACAACGGGCCGGCUGAUGCGUUAUCGAGGUUACCGUUAACACGAGAGGGUCGCAUUACAGACUCAGUAGAUUAUUUAAAUUUAGUUGCGGACGCAUUACCUGUUUGUUACAGUGAUGUCGCUGCGGAAACGGAACGUGACAACUUAUUGUGUAAAAUUAAGCGGUAUAUCAUUUUUGGCUGGCCGCUUAGUCCGAGUUGCGAUGAGGAGAAACCCUAUUUUGCUAGAAAACAGGAUUUUGUAGUGGAAAAGGGGUGCGUUAUAUAUAAAUAUAGAAUAGUCAUUCCUUACGCUUUACAAAACAAGAUUUUAGAGGAGAUUCAUGAGGGGCACCUUGGUAUGAAUAAAAUGAAAACUUUAUCACGAAAUUAUGUAUACUGGGCGAGUUUAGAUAAGGAUAUUGAAGAAACAUGUAGGUCGUGUGCGGCGUGCCGCUCGGUGCUGGACGCGCCGGCGCGCGCACAGCUACACCCGUGGGAGUUCCCGUUGCACCCGUGGCAGCGCGUUCACGCAGAUUUUGCAGAUUGCGGGGGUGUACGCUAUUUAAUUUUAGUGGACGCACAUUCUAAGUGGAUUGAAGCUUAUCCAAUGCGGUAUACGAAUGCAGAUUUCACUAUAAAAGUUUUGAGAGGCAUAUUCGCAAGGUUCGGUCUACCAUCGCAACUUGUAACUGAUAACGGUCCACCCUUUUCUUCGUAUGAGUUUAAGACUUACUGUAAAAAUAAUUGUAUUAGGCACACGACUUCGGCCCCUUAUCGGCCACAAGGGAACGGGGCGGCGGAAAACGCCGUUAAAAUAAUUAAAAAAACAAUUAAAAGAGCGUUAUUUGAAGGCGAGGACGUGAGCACAGCACUAAAUAAAUUUCUUUUUAAAUAUCGCAAUUGUGAGCACGCCACGACGGGUAUAUCACCAGCAUUAGCACUACAAGGACGACGCCUACGCAGUCGCCUCGACGCAUUGCGACCCGACGUGGCGGCUGCGGUUCGCGAUAAACAGGAAAAGCAAAUCGCGCGCAGUUCGGCGACGCUAAGGGAGUUUAGCGUGGGGGAUGCUGUGCUCGCGAGGGAUUAUAGGUCUAAGGAAGAUAAGUGGGUAGAGGGCACUGUUUCUAAAAAGACAGGGCCGGUUUCAUAUAAAGUCGAGUUAGGGAACGGUAUCGAGUGGCGAAGGCACGUCGAUCAAAUAAUAUCCGCGAAAAAUAGGUUCUCGUUAACACGGACAAAUGCCACCUGUGCAAACGACGCGGGUGACCUUGAGGCCGGUAAAAAAAUCGAGGGGGAGACGUGGGAAGACGCAGCCAGUGGUGACGAAACAAAUCACCAGUCAGAGACUGCAGGGCUGUCCCCACCGGCCCGCGUAGAGGCGGCACCAACGGCGUCGCAGUAUCUGCCAUCAUCAUAUUGGAAGGUCCUCAGAGAAGACUACAGCAGAGCAACGCGCCUGGUUAAAAUAUUCGAUGAUUAUAUAAACAGCAUCACUCUUGUAGCCUUUGCUAGUAAUCUAUUUUUCGUCUGUUUGCGCAUUUAUUAUGUCUUGGCAUUCAGACCGUUCAAUGGCUACGAGCACAUAGUGUAUUAUACAUUUUCACUGACGUUUGUGCUCGCUCGCUCGCUCGCUGUGUCGCUGAUCGCUUCGAAGGUUCACGCCGCGUCUUUAGUGGCCGCACCGAUAUUGUAUAGUGUGCCGUCACCCGUUUAUUGUAUUGAAGUGCAGAGGUUCAUCGAGCAAGUCCACGGGGAUACAGUAGCACUCACUGGAAUGAAUUUUUUCUACGUCACACGACAGCUCGUGCUCUCUGUAGCGGGAACAAUAAUUACUUACGAGCUAGUGAUGCUGCAGUUUAAUGUUGAUAGCCCUUUGCAGUGA
Molecule: messenger RNA, 4791 nt
Organism: Colias croceus (clouded yellow)
Lineage: Eukaryota; Metazoa; Arthropoda; Insecta; Lepidoptera; Pieridae
Exons: 9
Coding region: 1-4791 (1596 amino acids)
Biological process (GO): DNA integration; detection of chemical stimulus involved in sensory perception of taste
Cellular component (GO): membrane
Molecular function (GO): nucleic acid binding; taste receptor activity
Source: RefSeq, a predicted model, not a curated record